AAUUGCUAUUGAUUUUUAAGUCUUCUACAAGGUGUAUGGACCAUGCGAUAAGCUAUAACUAUAUUCCAGAGAGAAGAAGAAUGCAAGGUGGAGAUGGUCUGUAUAACAGAAUGUCAUCAGCCCACAUGUUUAGGGAGGCUCAGGAUGCAGAAUUUGAACAUAAAACAAAGAAAGUGGCGGAGAAGAUCUCAGAAGGUAUGAAUAUCAUAGCCAAUGAGCCGUCAUUAGCUUUCUUCCGAAUCCAGGAACAUGUGAGAAAGUCUCUACCACAGUUAGUGGAACAAAAGCAUGAAGUACAAGAUUUACAACAAAAAGUCCAAGGAGCUAGUUUUGAUACUGAAUAUGCUACAAACGCUGUCAAGGGUCUGCAUAAAAGCAACAUCCACUUUCAGAACAUACAGGACCUCCUAAAGAAUGCCAUGUUUAUGAAGCAGCAGAUUGACUAUGAACGAGAUAGAAGUGAUGAACCUGUGAUACCAGCCCCACAGCCAAGUAUGCCUGUUGGGCCAUCGUCAACAUAUGGAUCCAUCAACUCCUGACACAACAGCAAACUUAGGCCUGUAAACCUGAUGCCUGUUUCAGAGCCAGAUAUCCCAAACCCCCCAUCAUCAAUGUGCAGUCACUCCAUCUUUGAUUAUCUCCCAAAAAAACCACAUCAAUGAUGGAGUUACAGGCUGGUCAUUAGAUCCUCUAAAAUCAGCUGAUGUAAAAUGAACUGUGGGAGAUGAUGAGGAAAACUAUUUACUGGAGUAAAAUCAAGUAAUACUAGAUAUUUGAUGCUUACUACAAUCCUGUCUUGCUACAAUUACCAACUAAUUAAUUAUUCUGAUUUUUGUAGGAAUUAUUCAGCUGAUUGUUUCUUUUAGUUGACAUUUGGAUUAACAUGCUUUCAACAAAUACAGCAUAAAACAUUUUUAUCCAUCAUGAUUUGUCUGUCGUCGUGUGUCGUUAACUUUUCACAUAUUCGACUUCUUCUCAAGAACCACUGAAUGGAUUUUGACCAAACUUGGGACAAAGCAUCUCCAUGGGAAGCCGCUUCAAGUUUGGGAAGAAAAAGGGCGUGGCCCCAAUAGGGGCGCCAGGAGGGGGAAAAAGGGGGUAAAAUUAGGUAAAUCUUUAAAAAUCUUCUUCUCAUGAACUAACAGUCAGAUUAAGUUCAUAUUUGAUAUUUAGGGUCCUUAUGGCAAGGUCUACAUAGUUUGCGAAUGAAAAACAAAAUCGGGUCAAAAACGGCCCCACUAGGGGGCGCUCAAAAGGGUCGAAAAUUCAACUUUGACCGAUUUCAACCAAAUUUGGUAGAAAGCAUCCCUUAGUGAAGGACAUAUGAAAUUAUGUUGAAAAAAGUGAUUAUGUCCCCUUUGGGGCCCAUAAGGGUUCUCAAGAACCAGUGGAUGGAUUUUCUUCUCAAGAACCACUGGGUUGAUCAUGUCCAAACUUGAUACGAAUGUUCAAUACAAGGUCCUGGCAAGUGUUUUAACUUUUUGGGGUGAUUCAAAAUCCAAGAUGGCCACCCUGGCCUCUGUUUGGCUAAGACAUUUUGGACUUCCUCUCAAGAACCACUGGGUGGAUCAUGUUCAAACUUGGUACAGAUGUUUACACGCGGUCCUGCACAAGUGUUGUUACAUUUUUGGAACAUUUUAAAAUCCCCAGAUUAUUGACAUAUAUUCAUCAGGUGACCAUUAAGGCCCCUUAGGCCUCUUGUUUUCCUCUCUUUUUCUCUCUCUCUCUCUUUCUCUCUCUUUCUUAUCUCUCUCUUUCCUCUCGCUCUCUUUUCCCUCUCUCUCUUUCUCUCUUUGAAAGACAAAUAUUGGAAGUUAUCAUUUAUUUAUUGAUCUACUUAUUUUUUGGUAGAUAUCUUAAUUUUGUAUCCAAACAUUCAAGUAAUGGUGUAUGUUAUAGGGUAGUUAUUGGCAUUAUUAUAAAAGUACUGCAGUAGACUAAACAUAGUGUUUAAAUUAUGAAGAUUAUAUCCAUGUUUGUAUAUAUAUCUGUUUAUAAUUAUUUAACCAUAUGUUUUUGUUGUAGAACAAUACAAUAUUUCUAUAUGUAACAAGUAAUAAUUUUAUGAUUUAUGAAAAAAAAAAAAAAUAAGAUGAUAGUAAGUACUAUUUUGUUAUAUAGAGUGUAGCAAUUAAUUGAAUUGAACUGUCUCUGUGUUUGAUAAGUAAAAUGUUGCAUUAUGCUAUUUAGUUCCUCUGAUAUGUUUGGUAAUUAUUGAUGUAUGCACAAUGUACCCACGUAAUGUGUGCAGGUUUUUAAUUUUGUUCUUUUUUUUUUUGGAUGAAAUAACUGUCCAAAACUGGGAAUGUGUACAUUGCGUAGCUAUUGGAUUUUCAAGUUUUUUUUUUUAAUGGAAAAAUCAAAGAUUCUGUGAAGCGGCCAUCAUUGUUUGUCAUGAUUAUCUGGUACUCAGAACUGACAAGAAAGGAUUUGACAAUUUAUUUAUGAACAAAAUUAAUAGAUAUGUAUAUACUGAGAAGCUUAUUUCUGGACUUUCUUAUGAGAAUCAUGAAAAGAUUCUUGAGAAUGUUUUCUUUUUAGUGAGUCCAUCUGGGGAGGUAAAAUGAAAAACUCAGAAUGAGCUUAAUAAAUUGCAAACCAAAUGAAAAGAAA
Ylistrum balloti is the source of this 2613-nucleotide messenger RNA. Its product is annotated as BLOC-1-related complex subunit 8-like. The transcript has 6 exons. Gene Ontology annotation, cellular component: BORC complex. The record is from RefSeq and is a predicted model, not a curated record. Bases 36 to 539 code for a protein of 167 amino acids. NCBI's taxonomy places the organism in Eukaryota, Metazoa, Mollusca, Bivalvia, Pectinida, Pectinidae.